Molecule: messenger RNA, 7587 nt
Organism: Ziziphus jujuba (common jujube)
Lineage: Eukaryota; Viridiplantae; Streptophyta; Magnoliopsida; Rosales; Rhamnaceae
Exons: 51
Coding region: 206-7444 (2412 amino acids)
Biological process (GO): nuclear-transcribed mRNA catabolic process, deadenylation-dependent decay
Cellular component (GO): P-body; CCR4-NOT core complex
Molecular function (GO): molecular adaptor activity
Source: RefSeq, a predicted model, not a curated record
UACUUUAAUCUACACUCUUAUUAGACGCAUAGUCUCGCCGUUUCUUUUUCUCUACGAUUCUCCAAAAUCUGCAAAACUUGCUUUCUCAUCCAAAUUCCUUUUGCCAUCUAAGAGCCCCACCCAUCCACAGUCUUGCCGUCGCACUCGGACUCUCGUUCUUUCUCUCCCUCACUGCGAAACCCUAGCUCGUCAUUCCGUUGUCACCAUGCUGAAAUUUUCGUCAACCACGGCGAAUCAGAUUCGCUUCCUCCUUCAGAGCCUCAACGAAGCCAACGCCGAUUCUGUCCUUUCAGGGCUCCAUCAGUUUACUGAAUAUGGUGUCGAGGGAAGCAUUUUACUACUUCAAACAUGCCUGGAUCAUCUGAACAGUUACAAGACAGAGUUGACGAACGUGUCACUGGAAAGGGUUCUUGCAUCAAUUUUCAAAUAUCUCCUUGACAGACCAAAUUUUUCUACUAUCUUUUGCGAGUCACUAAGAAAUUCGGAGAUCAAUGAAGGAAUUCUAGAAAAUUUCUCUGAUGCAUUACAUCUAUCUGUAUCUGAAAAAAUGGGUCUUGGUCUUGCUUUGUCAGAUUCUGAAAACUUUGACAACAGGAUAUGUGGCAAGAACUUUUGCAUGGCCCAGAUUGAAGAAUUGUGUGCCAAUCCCGUUGCUAUCCAUUCCUCUGAGCAAAUUCAUAAUAUAAUUAUGUUCCUCCAGCGGUCUGAAGGCCUUUCCAAGUAUGUAGAUUCCUUUAUGCAGAUGCUAUCAUUGGUGCAUCUGAAAGAUGCCUCUCCGUUUGUUUUGACUCCAUUGCUUUCAGAUGAAAUGCGUGAGGCCAAUUUUUUAAGGAAUAUGGAUAUGUUCCAUGAAUGUGUGGAUAAUGAUUUCGAUGCCAUUCUAGCAGAAAUGGAAAAGGAAAUGAGCAUGGGAGAUAUUUUGAAGGAACUAGGUUAUGGAUGCACGGUAGAUCCGUUGCAGUGCAAAGAGAUUUUAUCUCUUUUCUUACCACUCACUGAGAUUACCAUCUCUAAAAUACUGGGCACAAUUGCCUGCACUCAUACUGGUCUUGAGGAUAACCAGAACACGCUUUCAACAUUUGGCUUGGCACUUGGUUGCAGCACUCUGACCGAUCUGCCUGCAUUGAACACUUGGAAUGUUGAUGUUCUUGUUGAUACAAUUAACCAACUUGCUCCAGGUACUAACUGGAUACGAGUAAUUGAAAAUAUGGAUCAUGAGGGAUUCUACAUUCCUAAUCAGGAGGCAUUCUUGAAUUUCAUGUCUAUAUAUAAGCGGGUGUGCCAGGAGCCAUUCCCCCUCCAUUCUAUAUGUGGGUCUGUUUGGAAGAACACUGAGGGUCAAUUAUCAUUUCUGAAAUAUGCUGUGUCAGCUUCACCAGAAGUAUUUACCUUUGGCCAUUCUGCAAGGCAGCUGGCCUAUAUUGAUGCAGUGCACGGCCAUAAGCUUCAGCUUGCAAAUUCAAAUCAUGCAUGGCUAUGCCUUGACCUUUUGGAUGUCCUGUGUCAACUUGCUGAGAGAGGUUAUGCCCAUAUUGUUCGAUCAAUGCUUGAGUUUCCUCUUCAACACUGUCCUGAAGUGCUGCUUCUUGGCAUGGCGCAUAUUAAUACGGCAUAUAACCUGCUGCAGUACGAAGUGUCAAUUACUGCUUUCCCCAAGAUAGUAAACAGUGCAAUGGCCAAUAGCAUGAUCCAUCAUCUCUGGCAUGUCAACACAAAUCUGGUAUUGCGGGGAUUUAUUGAUGCUCAGCUCAGCGAUCCCGACAACUUGACUAGAAUAUUGGACAUUUGCCAAGAGCUAAAGAUUUUAUCAUCUGUUUUAGAGAUGAUUCCUUCUGCUUUUAGUAUCAAGUUGGCAGCCCUUGCUUCCAGAAAAGAGCUUCUUGACCUUGAAAAGUGGCUGAGUAAUAAUUUGAAUACCUAUAGAGAUAUUUUCUUUGAGGAGUGCCUGAAGUUCUUAAAGGAGGUUCAGUUUGGUGGAUCCCACGAUUUUUCCACCCAACCUUUCCAACGUUCUGAUGCUGUUUCAAAUCUUUAUGCGGGUACAACUGCUACGAUCUCAAAGGUACUUAAAGCUCAUGUUAGCUUGAUUACCUCUGGCCAACUUUCUGAGGAAAUGGAAAGGUUGCAUGUAGCAAUUUUGGAUUCUAAUCCAAGGCUGCAAAAUGGUGGGACAACAGAUUCACCAACUGAUGGAUAUGGGGAUGAUAUUGAAUCUGAAGCAAACUCUUAUUUCCAUCAAAUGUUUUCUGGUCACUUGACAAUUGAGGCAAUGGUCCAAAUGCUUGCGCGAUUCAAAGAAUCUUCUGUGAAAAGGGAACAAUCAAUUUUUGAUUGUAUGAUAGCCAAUCUAUUCGAGGAGUAUAGAUUCUUCCCCAAAUAUCCUGAAAGACAGCUAAAAAUUGCUGCCAUUCUCUUUGGCUCUGUUAUCAAGCACCAGCUUGUCACUCAUCUUACCCUUGGGAUUGCACUUCGGUGUGUUCUUGAUGCAUUGCGAAAACCUGCAGAUUCGAAAAUGUUUGUCUUUGGGACCAAGGCUUUGGAGCAGUUUGUGGAUCGUCUGAUUGAGUGGCCACAAUAUUGCAAUCAUAUCUUACAAAUUUCCCAUUUACGCAGCACUCAUUUAGAGCUGGUUAAUUUCAUCGAACAGGCUCUUGCCAGGAUAUCAUCAGGACAUUCAGAUUCUGAAAUAGGCAACCAGGCUUCUUCAGUUCAUCACCAUGGUCCCAAUCAAGCUACGUCAGGAAAUGUAGAUUUGAAUGGAUCUAGUGUCCUACAACCAGGGCAACAACUUUCUUCUCCUCUGCAGCUUCAACAAAGACAUGAAAGUUCUUUUGAUGAUCGUCAUAAAGCCUCUGUGACUGCAUCUAGUGACAUGAAAUCACUUCUAUCUUCCAGCGGGCAAAAUUCAGGUGGUCCCCCUGGUGAUUCUUCUGGCAUUCAAAAGUCACAAAAUACAGUCAGUGCUCCAUCAAUGCUGUCUUCUUCGCCUGGUUUUGUUCGUCCUUCACGAGCAGUUACUUCUACAAGAUUUGGCUCUGCUUUGAACAUUGAAACAUUAGUAGCUGCUGCUGAGAAAAGAGAAACUCCCAUUGAGGCUCCAGCAUCAGAGGUUCAAGACAAGAUAUCAUUUAUGAUUAACAAUAUUUCAGCUGCUAAUGUUGAAGCUAAAGCAAAAGAGCUCACAGAAAUAUUGAAAGAGCAGUAUUAUCCCUGGUUUGCACAGUAUAUGGUUAUGAAAAGAGCUAGCAUUGAGCCAAAUUUUCAUGACUUGUACUUGAAGUUUCUGGACAAAGUUAGUUCGAAAGCUUUGAACAAAGAGAUUGUCCAAGCUACUUAUGAGAACUGCAAGGUUCUUCUUGGAUCUGAGCUUAUAAAAUCCAGUUCAGAAGAGCGUUCAUUGCUAAAAAAUUUAGGUAGCUGGCUAGGGAAGUUAACAAUAGGAAGGAAUCAAGUCUUAAGGGCUCGUGAAAUCGAUCCCAAAUCUUUGAUUAUAGAGGCAUAUGAGAAGGGAUUGAUGAUUGCAGUAAUACCAUUUACCUCAAAGAUUCUAGAACCAUGCCAGAGCAGUGUAGCAUAUCAGCCACCUAAUCCCUGGACCAUGGGUAUUCUUGGAUUACUUGCUGAGAUUUAUUCAAUGCCAAACUUGAAAAUGAACCUGAAGUUCGAUAUUGAGGUUUUAUUCAAGAACCUCAGUGUGGAUUUGAAGGAGAUAACACCCAGUUCUCUUCUGAAGGAUCGCAAGAGAGAAAUUGAAGGGAAUCCUGAUUUCUCUAAUAAAGAUAUUGGAGCAUCUCAACCGCAGAUGGUCGCUGAAGUUAAAUCAGGGAUAAUUCCUCCACUAAAUCAAGUUGAGCUUCCACUUGAGGUUGCCCCCUCAUCUAAUUCUGGGGGACAUACACAUUUACUAUCUCAGUAUGCUGCUCCUCUUCAUCUUUCCUCUGGUACACUGAUGGAGGAUGAAAAGCUGGCAGCUUUAGGCUUGUCUGAUCAGCUUCCUUCUGCUCAGGGGCUGCUUCAAGCUACUCCAUCUCAGUCACCAUUCUCUGUUAGUCAGCUUCCUACACCAAUACCUAAUAUUGGAACUCAUGUAAUUAUCAACCAGAAGCUCAGUGCAUUGGGGUUGCAUCUGCAUUUCCAGAGAGUUGUUCCCAUUGCGAUGGAUAGAGCUAUCAAAGAAAUAGUGUCUGGCAUUGUUCAGCGCAGUGUUUCUAUAGCUACUCAAACUACUAAGGAACUUGUUCUAAAGGAUUAUGCCAUGGAAUCAGAUGAGACACGCAUAUUCAAUGCAGCACACUUGAUGGUUGCUAGUUUGGCAGGAAGUCUAGCUCAUGUAACAUGCAAGGAACCAUUGCGCACUUCAAUAUCAAGCCAACUAAGAAAUUCACUUCAGGGUUUGAAUCUGGCAAAUGAACUUCUGGAACAAGCUGUUCAACUUGUUACUAAUGAUAAUUUAGAUCUUGGCUGUGCAGUCAUUGAACAGGCUGCUACCGAUAAGGCAAUACAAACCAUUGAUGGAGAAAUUGCUCAGCAGCUUUCAUUAAGAAGGAAACACAGAGAAGGAGUUGGUGCCACAUUUUUUGAUGCUAACAUUUAUACACAAAGUUCUAUGGGUGUGGUGCCGGAGGCCCUUCGUCCUAAACCGGGUCACUUGUCCCUUUCCCAGCAGCGAGUUUAUGAGGACUUUGUUCGGCUUCCUUGGCAAAACCAAUCUAGUCAGAGUUCUCAUGCUGUGCCUGCUGGUGCUUCAACUUCCUCUGCCAGUGCUGGUCUGGCUAGUGUGUAUGGUUCGACAUCAGGACAACUCAAUCCAGGCUACUCAUCUGGCCCUGGAAACACUGGAUUCGAGGCAGUCUCUCGUCCGCUGGAUGAUGCGCUUGAAUCUAAUUCAGCUCUGCAACUUAGUGCCUCCUCUGUUCAUGUUGGGCCAGCUGAUGGUGUUACCCAGCAUGGUUCUGAAAAUGAUGUUGCUGUUGGUUCUUUUACUACUGCAGCUUCUACCCCUGAGUUGCAGGCUGUGGACUCUGUCGAUGCUGUCAAGGACUCUGGAGCUUCUUCACAGGCAUUGCCAUCACCUGCAGCUGCUGAGCGUCUUGGAAGUAGCACUUCAGAACCUUCACUCAGCACAAGGGAUGCAUUGGAUAAAUACCAGAUUAUUGCACAGAAGCUGGAAACGUUGGUAAUCAAUGAUGCUAGAGAAGACAUUCAGGGAGUUGUUACUGAAGUUCCUGAAAUGAUACUUAGAUGUGUUAGUCGGGAUGAGGCUGCAUUGGCUGUAGCUCAAAAGCAGGUUUUCAAGGGUUUAUAUGAGAAUGCGUCAAGCCAUAUUCAUGUUGGUGCUCAUCUUGCAAUCCUUACAGCUAUUCGUGAUGUUUGCAAGCUAGUUGUUAAGGAGCUGACUAGUUGGGUGAUCUAUUCGGAUGAAGACAGAAAGUUUAAUAAAGAUAUCACUGUUGGACUUAUUCGCAGUGAAUUGCUAAAUCUUGCAGAGUACAAUGUUCAUAUGGCAAAACUUAUCGAUGGAGGCAGGAACAAGGCUGCUACGGACUUUGCCAUUUCCCUACUUCAAACUUUGGUAAUAGAAGAACCUAAAGUAAUUUCAGAACUUCAUAAUCUUGUUGAUGCAUUAGCAAAGCUUGCGGCGAAGCCUGGGUGUCCCGAGCCAUUGCAGCAGUUGGUUGAGACAAUCAAGAAUCCUGCUGCCAAUAUGUCUACUUCAGCUGGUGUUAAUGUCGGGAAGGAUGACAAGGCCAGACAAUCAAGAGAUAAAAAGGCUCCUGGGCACUCCCCAGCGAGCAGGGAAGAUUUGAAUAAUGUAGAGACUGCCGAGCCAGAUCCUGCUGGUUUCCGUGAGCAGGUUUCUAUGCUGUUUGCAGAGUGGUACAGGAUCUGUGAACUUCCCGGUGCAAAUGAUGCAGCUCUUACCCAUUAUGUCUUACAGUUGCAUCAGAAUGGACUGUUGAAGGGGGAUGAUAUUACAGAUCGGUUUUUCCGUAUCCUCACAGAACUUUCUGUUUCCCACUGCCUAUCUUCUGAGGUUAUCAAUUCUGGCACAUUGCAAGCACCUCAACAAGUGCAGAGUCUGUCCUUUCUCGCCAUUGACAUCUAUGCUAAACUUGUCUUUUCAAUAUUGAAGGGGUCCAGUAAACCAUUUCUGUUAUCUAAGAUAUUAGCAGUGACCGUCAGAUUCAUUCAAAAGGAUGCAGAAGAAAAGAAAACAUCUUUCAAUCCAAGACCAUAUUUCAGACUGUUUAUCAACUGGCUUCUUGAUCUUGGCUCCCUAGACCCUGUUAUUGAUGGUGCAAACUUUCAGAUAUUAACUGCCUUUGCAAAUGCUUUUCAUGCAUUGCAGCCCCUAAAAGUUCCUGCAUUCAGCUUUGCUUGGCUCGAGUUGGUGAGCCACAGGAGCUUCAUGCCAAAAAUGCUCACUGGAAACGGUCUGAAGGGUUGGCCCUAUAUCCAACGCUUGUUGGUAGAUUUAUUCCAAUAUAUGGAGCCAUUUUUGAGGAAUGCUGAACUUGGAGUGCCGGUUCAUUUUCUGUAUAAAGGAACACUUAGGGUGUUACUAGUGCUACUUCAUGAUUUCCCAGAGUUCCUUUGUGAUUAUCAUUUUACUUUCUGCGAUGUUAUUCCUCCAAGCUGCAUUCAAAUGCGGAAUAUUAUCCUCAGUGCAUUUCCCCGUAAUAUGAGGCUGCCAGAUCCGUCUACUCCCAAUUUGAAGAUUGAUUUGCUGGCGGAAAUAAGCCAAUCUCCACGUAUUCUUUCUGAGGUUGAUGCAGCUUUAAAGGCAAAGCAGAUGAAGGCCGAUGUUGAUGAGUAUCUAAAGAUGAGGCAGCAGGGUUCCUCGUUUAUGUCUGAACUGAAACAGAAAUUGCUCCUUCCACCUAGUGAAGCUGCCACUGCUGGUACCCGUUACAAUGUACCCUUGAUCAACUCCCUUGUGCUCUAUAUAGGGAUGCAGGCCAUCCAGCAGUUUCAGGCUAAAACUGCUCAUGCACAGACAACCCAAACUGCUCCAUUGGCUGUGUACUUGGUCGGUGCUGCUUUGGACGUUUUCCAGGCCCUAAUCAUGGAUCUAGAUACUGAAGGCCGCUAUCUUUUCCUAAAUGCUGUGGCUAACCAACUGCGUUAUCCGAACACUCAUACUCAUUACUUUUCCUUCAUUCUCCUUUACUUGUUUGCUGAAUCAAACCAGGAAAUUAUCCAGGAGCAGAUUACAAGAGUGUUGUUGGAACGCCUGAUUGUGAAUCGGCCUCAUCCAUGGGGUCUUCUGAUUACUUUUAUCGAGCUUAUUAAGAAUCCAAGAUAUAACUUUUGGAACCGCGGUUUCAUACGGUGUGCACCAGAGAUUGAGAAACUCUUUGAAUCGGUCUCAAGAUCUUGUGGCGGCCCAAAACCUGUGGAUGAUAGUCUGGUCUCGGGUUGGGUAGCUGACAACUCACAUUAACUCUUCCGGAGGAAAUCCAACCGCAAGUGUGACUUGAAACAAGCUAUAAGUUACAUUUGCAAUGGUCAUGACCAUAUUUAAUUGUAUUUAUUGUAUGUGGUAGAUUCUAUUUUAUUCUUAAAUCAAAAAAUCUUUGGAAACAA